AUGCAAAAUCUCACGAUUUUUCUUCUAAUCCUAGCGAAUUUCAUCGAUUUUACUGUUUCACGGACUUUUCUCUGGAUUCCGAAUAAUAACUUUCGACGACAGGAGAAUUGGAAAGAUCAGAGUUUCCCGUGUAACGAUGAUCGAAUUCUGAUCACAUCGAUGAACGAAAUGUCAGCGAUGAUCGAUGUGGAUAUUAAUGUCGAGGAAACGGUUUUCCCUGACAAUGGAGUGCUUUUCUUUGCCGAUCGUGUAAAGCUUCAACAGGGGAGACCAGGUUGGUUCGACAAGCAAAAGAGUUGCGAUACAGUGGUGGGAAGUGAUUACGAAACGAGAGAUUCGAGAGAUGCCUAUUUCGAGGAAACCGAUUUCCUGAGUGUCUACAACCCGAGCUCAUGGCAUUCAGAUGGUGACAGGAAUCUCCAUAUGAAUCUCGUCCCAUCGCAAAGGGAUGAUGUGCUCGUUGGAGACACGCUGGCGAUUCAGAUGAGCAUCGAGGACACGUGGAAUCUCCGAUCAUUGCAGAUGAAUGGACGGGUCAGUCAUUUUUCUUCU
Molecule: messenger RNA, 552 nt
Organism: Mesorhabditis belari
Lineage: Eukaryota; Metazoa; Nematoda; Chromadorea; Rhabditida; Rhabditidae
Source: the annotation of a GenBank genome assembly